Aricia agestis (brown argus) is the source of this 1802-nucleotide messenger RNA. RefSeq names its product tafazzin (gene Taz). Gene Ontology annotation, biological process: cardiolipin acyl-chain remodeling; inner mitochondrial membrane organization. Lineage: Eukaryota; Metazoa; Arthropoda; Insecta; Lepidoptera; Lycaenidae. The transcript is spliced from 4 exons. Bases 169 to 1044 code for a protein of 291 amino acids. The record is from RefSeq and is a predicted model, not a curated record. Gene Ontology annotation, cellular component: mitochondrial membrane. Gene Ontology annotation, molecular function: 1-acylglycerophosphocholine O-acyltransferase activity.
CACCGAGUCGAAAUCACAAUUUUUAUUUUAUUUUACACUAUCGGAUCGCACAUAAUAAGAGUGUAUGAACUUUUAUACGUAUUUUAUGAAUCAUAAUUAAAACGUACAAAUCAAAAUAUAAUAAUGAAUUUUUAAUGUCGUUACGUGAGUAUCCGUGCUGGUUUCACUAUGGGCUACGACAUCGGGUGGAUCAUUCCUCGCCUCCGGAACCCCGGGCGCCUGUGGAACUGCGCCAGCUCCAUCACGGUGGCCGUGGUGGGGCUGUUCAGUAAGAUCAUCGUAGAGCUCCUGAACAAGACGACAGUGUACAACCGCGAGGCGCUGGUGCGCGCGGUGCGGCGGCCGCGCGGCGUGCCGCUCCUCACCGUCUCCAACCACCACUCCUGCUUCGACGACCCCGGCCUGUGGGGCGUGCUGGACGCGGGCACGCUGGUGCGGCGCGCGCGCAUGCGCUGGGCGCUGGCGGCGCACGACAUCUGCUUCACGAACGCGGUGCACUCGGCGUUCUUCGCUCUGGGCAAGUGCGUGCCCGUGGUGCGCGGCGCCGGCGUCUACCAGCCCGCCAUGGACUUCUGCGUGGAGCGGCUGCGGCUCGGCGAGUGGGUGCACAUCUUCCCCGAGGGCCGCGUCAACGUGGACAAGGAGCACAUCCGCUUCAAGUGGGGCGUGGGGCGGCUGGUGGCGGACGCGGCGGCGCGCGGCCCCGCCCCGCUCGUGCUGCCCGUCUGGCACGAGGGCAUGGACCGCGUGCUGCCCAACGUCGAGCCCUACCGCCUGCGCCUGCGCAACCACAUCGCGCUCCACGUCGGCGAGCCCAUCGCGCUCAGUCCGCUGCUCGACAAGCUGCGGAGCGUCAACGCGUCGGAGGAGGAGACGCGGCGCGCCAUCACAGAGCGCGUGCAGGAGGAGCUGCUGCGGCUGCGGGAGCGCACGCUGGCGCUGCUGCGAGACUGCAACGGCGCCGCCCCGCCCCCCGCGCCGCCCCCCGACCCGCCCCGCGCCAACGGCCACGCCCGCAAGGCGGAGGCGGAGCGCGACGCGUGAACUCUCCGCGAACCGAGCGACGCGAGCGCCGCCCGCUAGUCCCCGAACGUCCCGCGCUCGCGUCCGCCGCGUUUUUGAUGUUUUAUAUAUUUUAUAGGAGGUGUUCGGUUUGUACAUAGUAGUUAUGUAAUUAGCAAAUUGAUGUCGUUCCCGCGAGGCGAGAUCCUCGCCCGCGUGUCGCGGUGUGCUCGUGCCGGGAGCCGACGGACUCGAACCGAUACUGUGUUGUGGUGCCACGGCGCUCGCCCGCGUCCCCGCCUGAUGCGGCGCGUAGAUGCGGCGGAACAUGAGUCCCCCCCCUCGACUGUCGAGUAUCGUAGCAGUUAUUCCGAAGCAAUACGUCGCUAGACAGUGUAGACGAAAGCUACUUUUUUAAAACAUUUUCACUUAUUAUAUAAGCGAAAGUAUACAUGUCUCGAAGUACAUGUGAUGAGGUAUCGUUUGCGUGCGCGCCCGCCGGCGGCGUGCGGCGGCGGGCGGCGCGCGGCGGCAGGCGGUCGGCCUCGCGCGCUCGCUGUUGUGAUGUCGUCUGUGAGCCGAUGAUGUUAAAUCUCUAUUCAGUAGCUGUUGGUGUUAGUUCGCCUGCCCGGCUCCCGAGUCCCGCGUGGCCGUGACGUCACCGCGGACGUGUCGUGUGACGUCACGCGGCCGCGUCCUCGCGUCCCGCACUCGCUAGUCACUGUCCGCGUAGAAUGAACGUAAUCAUGGCUUUGUACAACUUAUAGUUUUUGUAUUGAAUAUUUUGUAACGUGUUAUAU